CUCAAGUGAAACGAAGUGAGAAAGAAAAGUAAUUUUCCUUCUUCUUUCAUUUCUUCUUCCAAUUUUCCUUUCCCUUUCUCUUCCUUCCAAAUUUUCAAAACAAAACAACUGAUAACAACAAUAUUAUUACAAAUCUGACGAAACCUUUUGUCAUAAAUCUCACACAAUUAUUCACAAAUCUCACUAACGCAGCGUAAAUUUUUUCACAAAUCUGACAAAGUGAAGGAUAUAUCCUAAAUUACUUUCGUCACAAAUCUGAGGAAAAAUCAAUGGAGAAUUUGUUAUGAAUCUUAUGAGAAGGAAAAUGAAAUAUUAUCGCAAAAUCUGAUCAUAAAGGCAAAUACUUCGUCACAAAUCUGACGAAGGCAAAGGAAAAAAAAAUACCCAUUUUACGUGGAUCAUGGAUGAACUAGAAUUUCGACGUCUUCUUGAACGUUUUCCAAUCGUUCGAUUUCGAGAUUAUCAUAUUGAUUUAGACACAUCAAAAAGAUCUCAGUUGAUAGAGAAAGAGGAGGAAAGGCAAUGGAAAGAGGCAUGGAGUAAGGGACAUAAACCAGAGACUGGAAUUCAAGCAAUGCAUCGUGGUGGUCCAUUUUGGGGCAAAGUCAGAGAAGCUGCUGAGAAAAAGAUCUUGAAGGAAAAUUUACUUGCAGCUUUAAGCGUUCAAUCAGCAGUCCAAUUUGAUCCUAGUGAGGAAGUGAUGAUGGCUGCUCGACACAUUGCUGAUCAGAGGCAGGCUUCAAGUGGUGCAGGUCCAUCUCAUAUACCCCGCUCUUCGACCUAUGCAUCAUCAUCAAUACCAAACCGAAUGACAAGUGUUGAGGAGGAUUUAGCACACAUACGCCAUUUUCAAGCCUAUCAGGUGAAGCACAAUCAAGCAAUUGCUGAAAUGCUGCGAGCUAUGGCACUUCACCAUGGAAUGAACAUGGACAAGUUUCCUACUUGUCCGUCAUAUAUGUCCCCAAGGGAUAAGGCAGUGCUCGAUGAUGAGGAUGAGGAUGAGGAUGAGGAUGAGGAUGAGGAUGAGGAUGAGGAUGAGGAAGAUGAGGAGUGACACAUCCUACUCAGGAAUGCUUCUUUUUCCAAUACACAUCCCUGCCUUGAAAGAAAAACAAUUAGUGUGGAAGAUCAUUUUUGUUAAUUUUGAUUGAUAAAUAGCCUAGAAGAUCUCUUAAGUGUUGCAUCUCAUGGCAAAAUUUUCAGUAUCAGUCACAAUUCUAUAGUUGUUGUGGUGGCAAGAGAAAAGGAAUACAACAGUAGUUCUUCCCCACCCUUUUCCCCUUAAUUCACUUCUGUAUACACCUUUCGGGGGGUGGGGUGGGGGGUGGGGUACUAUGUUUGGUAGGGGAAUGAGGUGCCAAAAUUCAUGAACAGCACCCUCCAAACUUGUAAAGUAAUGUAACAAUUUUGAUGAGGAAAAUUGCUUUUUUUCUCUUCUCUUUUUAACAAA
This is a messenger RNA of Capsicum annuum, 1450 nucleotides long. RefSeq names its product coiled-coil domain-containing protein 96. Lineage: Eukaryota; Viridiplantae; Streptophyta; Magnoliopsida; Solanales; Solanaceae. The record is from RefSeq and is a predicted model, not a curated record. The transcript has 5 exons. The coding region runs from base 401 to 1054 and encodes 217 amino acids.